AUGAUGAUCGGAGAAAAUAACCGGCCACAUCCAACGAUCCACAUUCCAAUCGACGAUCCAACGGCCACGAUGUCUCCACCAUUCUCCUCCGUCAACUUUAACGAUUAUCCACACUCUCCGUCACCGUACCUCGACUCCUUCGCUUCUCUCUUCCGCUACCUCCCCUCCAACGAGUUCGCGAACGAUUCCGACUCAUCAAGCGAAGACGAGUCGCUCUCCGACUCGUUUGCAUGCGACGAGUUUCGAAUGUACGAGUUCAAGGUGCGGCGAUGCUCGCGCGGUCGAUCUCACGACUGGACGGAGUGUCCGUUUGCGCAUCCCGGAGAGAAAGCUCGGAGACGCGAUCCGAGGAAGUUUCACUACUCAGGCACGGCUUGUCCUGAGUUUCGCAAAGGAAGUUGUAGAAGAGGAGACUCGUGCGAGUUCGCUCAUGGUGUGUUCGAGUGUUGGCUUCAUCCCGCUCGUUAUCGUACCCAGCCGUGUAAAGAUGGGACGAGUUGCCGGAGAAAAAUCUGUUUCUUCGCUCAUACGCCGGAGCAGUUACGUCUAUUAGAGCCAGAUCUCGGAUUCUCUUCGAUGCGUAACCGAUACGAGUCUCAUUUGUCGAAAUCAGUAGCAGCUACUUCUCCGACUUCGAUUCUGAUCUCUCCUCCGUUUUCUCCACCGUCGGAGUCUCCGCCGCUUUCUCCGAGUACCGGUGAACUCAUUGCGUCUAUGCGAAAAAUGCAAUUGAACGGAGGUUCAUGGAGCUCGCCUAUGAGAUCCAGCCUCGGGUUACAGUUUUCGUCUUCUUUGAAUCCGAACCAGGGACGGACGUGGCCGGUAUUGAGAGAGUUCGAGAUCUGGGACAAUGGAGGUGAAGAGAAUCCGGCGAUGGAAGUGGUGGAAUCUGGGAAAGAGCUUAGGGCGAGUAUGUACGCGAGACUCAGCAGGGAAAACUCACUCGGUUGA
Molecule: messenger RNA, 951 nt
Organism: Microthlaspi erraticum
Lineage: Eukaryota; Viridiplantae; Streptophyta; Magnoliopsida; Brassicales; Brassicaceae
Source: the annotation of a GenBank genome assembly